CGGCGAGUUCUUCAGUUUUGUCUUCGGGAGUGAUAGUGCUGUUGAAUUUAAAGCUUUUAAAAAAUUUUCCACAAAUAACAGCUUCCCUGUGUUAAUUCUGGAACAAUGUGGACCUUGAUGCUGUGGGUGUUACUUUUACUCUGCAACUUCAGCCUGGCAGCUCCACCAGCCAAGCCUGAGAACAUUUCUUGCAUUUUAUACCAUAACAGAAAUUUGACUUGUACUUGGAGUCCAGAGAAGGAAAUCAGUGCUACCAAGUACAUUGUUACAAUGACUUACUCCUUCGGAAAACGUAGACGGAUUUGUAAUGCUACAAGUGCUUCGUGUUCUUUUUUCCCUCCAUACGUGUUACCCCCAGAUAUCUGCAGCAUUGAAGUGGAAGCUCAAAAUGAAGAUGGUAAAAAUAAAUCUGAUACCACAUAUUGGGACUUAUACAGCAUAAUGAAAACUGAACCACCUGAAAUUCUAAGUGUGAAACGAAUUUUGGGCAUGGCACAAAUGGUCCAAAUACGAUGGAGAACGCAUGAAGUGUUUGAUCCUAUUCCUUAUUUAAGAUACACGCUUCGGUUCAGGACAGUCAACAGUACCCACUGGAUGGAAGUCGGUUUCGGGAGUUAUGACCACAUCUACAACCUCACAGGGCUACAGGCUUUCAUGGAAUAUGCUGUAGUUUUACGAUAUAGGACCAACGAGUCAAGCAUUUGGAGCAAUUGGAGCAAAGAAAAAAUGGGAAUGACCGAGGAAGAAGCCCCAUAUGGCCUGGAGCUGUGGCGAGUCCUGAGACCGGCAGAUACAGAGGGAAAGAGGAAAGUGCUGUUGCUGUGGAAGAAAGCAAGAGGAGCCCCAAUCUUGGAGAAAACACUUGGCUACAACAUUAGUUACUUUCCAGAAAACAACACUAACCUCACAGAGGUCAUCAACAGCACUAACCAGCAUUGUGAACUGCUUCUAACAGGCGAGACACACUGGGUGUUUGUGACUUCUUACAAUUCUCUUGGGACCUCUCCAAAGGCCAUUCUGAGAAUCCCAGCUGUUCAGGAGAACACCUUCCGGUGCAUCGAGGGCAUGCAGGCCCGUCUUGCUGAGGACCUGCUGCUGGUGGAGUGGCAGAGCUCUGCUCCCAAGGUGAACACCUGGGUGGUCGAGUGGCUCCUGGAUUCCGAGUCAGAGUUCCCUUCCCUCUCCUGGGAACCCGUGUCUCAGGCCAUGAACUGGACCAUUAAGCAAGAUAAAUUAAAACCUUUCUCAUGCUAUAACAUAUCUGUGUAUCCAAUUUUGGGAGACCAAGUGGGAGAGCCAUAUUCCAUCCAAGCUUAUGCCAAAGAGAAAGCUCCAUCAGAAGGUCCCAAGGUGACCAAGGUGAAGAACAUUGGUGUGAAGACAGUCACGGUCACAUGGAAAGAGAUUCCCAAGAGUAGUAGAAAUGGCUUUAUCAACAACUACACCAUAUUUUACCAAGCUGAAGGAGGAAAGGAAUUCUCCAAGACAGUCAACUCUAGCAUCUUGCAGUGUGACUUGGAGUCUCUGACACGAAAGACCUCAUACACUGUUUGGGUCAUGGCCAGCACCAGAGCUGGGGGUUUCAAUGGGACCGUGAUAAACUUUAAGACAUUGUCGAUCAGUGUCGCUGAGAUCAUCUUCAUAACUUCUCUGGUUGGAGGAGGGCUUCUUCUGCUUAUCAUCUUUACAGUGACCUCUGCUCUCAAAAAACCAGACCGGUUGACUCACCUGUGUUGUCCUGAUGUUCCCAAUCCUGCUGAAAGUAGUUUAGCCACAUGGCGCGGAGAUGACAUCAAGGAUAAGUCAAAUAAGGAGGAAGUCGAUGACUCUGGCAACACAGACGACAGGAUCCUAAAAGUAUGUUCUGUCCCUGCUGACCUCAUUGACAAGUUAGUGGUGAACUUUGAGAAUUUUCUGGAAGUCAUUUCCACAGAGGAAGUUGCAAAAGGUCAGGAAAACAUUUUGGGAGGAGAAGCAAAUGAGUAUGUGACCUCCCCAUCUAGGCCUCCCUGUUCCCCAGGGAAAAGUUUGGAGGAGCCCCUGGUCAUCACUGAGAUUACUUCCAGAGAUUCCAAUAACCAAUGUCUGGAAAUGGUGGAAGAGAUAUACUCACAAGCCAAUGAGCAACUUCUUUCUUCUGGCCAAAGUUUAGGACUAGAUUAUCUCUCUGAAGGAGUUCCAAAUCCAUAUUUGAAAAAUUCAGUGACAACCAGAGAAUUUCUUGUGCAUGACAAUGCACACCAAGAGACAAAGCCAAGUGCCAUCAUGAUGUGAUACCCUUGCAGACUGAAUGAAUCCCUUGCCUAGGGAAGAUACCGGAGACUUCCAGAAGUGCUUCGUUGGCCCCUCCACACUCAUUCUGCCCUGAGCUGAGCUGCACUGGACUUGGUGACACAGAUGUGGGCUUGUGCUAGGAAGAAGGAGUAGUGGUAAGCCUGAGUGCUUUAUAGGGAAAAAGUAAUUUAUUUUCUUUUGAUUGGGUAACAAGCUCUCACUGAGGCUCUUUGAAAUGAUGAUGAAAGGAAGGACCCAUGUUCUGAGCCUCAAGGACUCCUGAGGUGGACACAUCUGAUCUUCCCCUGGAAUUGGAUCUUGGUCUCUACUCUCAGAGUUCCAGGAGGACAGUUGUUUGGUUGGUCCUUGGCUCUCUGAUGGGGACUAGGACUCAACCACUCCCCCCUUUUUCCCUGAACCCUUAUUCUCCUUCACACAGGGGCUGGGAAGUAGAGUGGAAUUCCUAAUGGUGUGCUGAGGCUUCUCAUAGCCCUUGCUCAUCUCAAGGGUCUACAGCACUGCCCCUCUGGGGACUCUUCAACCCCAACUCAUUUUCUUUCUUUUUCUUUUGUGGUACUGAGGAUUGAACCCAGGGUCUUAUUCAUGCUAGGUAAGCACUCUACCUACUUCUUCACCCCCAGUUUAUUGUAUAUUGACGGCUAGUAAAGUAAAAAAUGAGAGCGGGCUUCAGUAGGACACUGGGAAUGGACCCUGGGCUAGAAAGCCGGUCUGUCCCAGUCUGUAGGCAUUUCCCAGCUCUCCUGCCCUUCUGUCUUAUACCCAUACCUGAAAGCAGAAGACACCAAACAUUAUGGUGGCUUUUGUGUAGGGACACUGACCCUCAACAAUGGUGUGGAACCCAGGAAUUCUUACUGAGCAGACUGUUAAAAGGCCUGUUCUCAGCCACACUGAGCAUGUAGAACUUAGCAAGUUCACUGCUGCCUCAUAAGGACCUCUGUUCCCUUGCUAGACACAGAGCUUGUGACAAUUUAGUUGAGCCUUUGGCAAAAAUGAUGGCCACAGGAUUUGUUUGCCCAGGCCUGGGGAACUGUGGCUGGGAGCAGCAGGGGAGGUUACUGGGAACCUGGUGAGAUCAGGGUAGGCAAGGCAAAGAGUGAGUGGCCAGAGGUGCCAUGAAUCUAGCAUUUAUAGCGAGGAAGCCUGGUGGUAUUUUUUUCUAGGAGUUUGAGUAGACAAUGUUGGACUUCAGACAUACAUUUCAUAAACCACCAGUUCAGGUGUGUAGGAACAUCAUUUAAACUUUCAUAUGAGUAACAUUAAUUGCUAGCCCAAGACCUUGAUAUUCUGAUAUAAUGGCAGCCCAAUUUUGUGGUUUCUGAGUCCCUGCUGGUUUGGAACUCGGUCAUUGUCAGGACUUGACCUUCUCAGUCCUCCCUGGGACUGAUUAAGGAUAUUCAGCAUCUUUAAGGCUGGGCUGGUGAGUGGAGUCCUCUGAGGUCACUUAUUUGUCCAGAAAGGAUUUUGCCAACUGGUCUCAUGCAUGUGCCUGUAGCUCCACUCGCCCUGUUGGCUCACCUGCCACUUUUCUUGGUUGCAUCCUACUGUGGGUCCAGGAAGACUUGGCUACUCCCCAGUGCCCCUCUCCCUCCUCAUUCCAUCUAAAUGCAAGUCUUCAUUAUGUUUCAAGUGGCUUUAGCCUCCUCCAUACCCUGUUCUUUCUCCCUUGUUUACACACAAUGACUGCUGAUAAAUCAGGGAACCAGGAAGGCCAAGGUGAGGCUAGGCAUUAGGGACAUGGACUCUUGGAACAAGAUGUCACUCUCAUAACCUUUUUUCUUGCUCCUUGGAGGAGGCUUUGGAACCUAGAAUCCAAGAACUUGGUGGCCAGGGUGGGAGGGGGACAGAUGGCUCCCCAGAGCGGGCACUGGAGCUGAAGAUGCUGCCCUCUACCAGCCCCGCUUAGUCAUUGAUGCUGGCAGCAUCUUAGGUUGCCGUUUGCUGCUCCUUUCCUGCCCGUCCUCAGUUUCACUUCCUCUUCCCCUUUCUGGCUUUCCAUCCUGCCUCCUGUCUUCCCUUUUACAAGCUCCCUGAAUGGCUCAUCCUUCCAACUCUUGUUUCUUUUUACCUCUCCUCUUCUCGUAGCUUCCUUGUGCUAUUUUCUCUAUUGCCUUUGUUGGGAAGGGACAUUGCAGGGCCUGUGUUGUCUGAGGUGGUCUCAGAGGAGCCAGCUCCAGGGACAGUUGGUUUUUCCUUUCAUGCUGAGCUCUGCAGCGUGACUCACAGGACACAGGCUUAGGGGCCAUGAAGACUUCCUUGCCUGGAUCAAGUCACCAAAUGUCCCCAUUCCCAGUUCCCUGGCCUGCUUCUGCUGGUGGAGAAGGCUAUCCAUGUGUUUUGUUUGCUGUCAAAGAAAAGAGGUGUUGGGAGGACUCACAGGAGAGUCAUUAAGUCAGCAGUCAUUGAGAACUGAUGAAAUUCCAUUCAAAGAGCUUUCCAGGGGCCCUGGGAACCAUGCCAAGGCUAGAUUAGUGCCAUUAAUGGCCUUUCAUUUACAAUGAAAGAAAAAUUUAAAAGAAUGGAGAAACCAAUUUGUUGUUAAAUAACAACAAAAACAAGAGCAAUGCUUUCCUUCUGUCCCAGGAGAGGCACAUUGUGAUAAGGAACCCUGCAGGGGUCUGCAGGAAGCAGGCAAAAGGAGAGAAGGGAAAGGAAUCCCAGUGUGGAUCCCUCUGCUCCCUCUGCAGCUCCUCCUCCUAAGCUUGCAGCCUGUGCCCAGGCACUGGCUCUAUGCCAUCGGCUUUCCAUCAAGCUCUUAGUAUGGUUAAUGGCUGCAGAGUAGGGGUCUCAGACUGCCUCUCUCAAUCCAAUCGUGGUGUGGUUUGUGCAGGGCUAUGAGCUAAUAAUCAUACUGGCAUUUUUAAAUGGCUGAACAUAAAAAUCAAUGAAGGAAUACUAUUUCGUAAUGUGGAAGGUAUAUGAAAUUCAAACUUCAGGGCCCAUAAAUGAAACUUAAUGAGGAGCUGAGUCACACCUAUCAUUUACAUACCAUCUGUGGUUGCUCCUCCCACAAAACACAUUGAGUAACUGUGACAGACUUACUCCUGCAAAGCCUUCAGUAUUUCCCACCUGGUCCUUUGCAGAAGGUUUGUGGACAUUUGCUCAUUGGACAGCAUUGUUUUAACUUUGAAUUGGCUGCUAAAUUAGAAAAACAUUUUUAAAAAGUUAAGGGGCUGGGAGAUGUCAGUGGGUAAGAGUGAUUGCUGAGCCAGCAUGAGCACGUUAGUUCAAAUCGGUACUUAAAAAGCUGGGUGUAGCCAUGCGCCUUGUAGCCCCAGGGCUGUGGGGGCUGGGGACAGGAGGAUUGCUGGGGCUUGCUAGCCUCCAGUCUACUCCAGGUUCAGUGAGAAACCCUGUCUCAAGGCAGUAAGGCAGAAUGACAGAGGAGGAUGUUGGCGUCCUCCUGUGGGCUCCAGGCACAUGCAUGAGCACACACACACACACACACACACACACACACACACACACACACACACACGUGCAUACUCCCCCCGCCCCAACACCAAAACAAAAUCAGGAUACCAUUCUGGAUUUCUAGCUGAACAUCUGCGUCCUUUAGAAGAGCACAGAUGCAGGCUCCCUCAGCCCUUAUCUCUUCCUGGCUCCUGACAAUACCUGCGGUGGAGAGUUGGUGGCUCUCUAUCACUUGGACUGGCGGUUCUCAACCAGGGUGAUUUAGCUCCACCUCCAGCGUCACACGUGACAUUAGCAAUGCCUGGGGAGGCUUUGGCUAUCACGGCUGGGAGAGUGCUGCUGGCAUCUAGUGGACAGUGGCCCGCAUUGCUGCGCUCAUCCUACAAUGCACAGACAGACUCACAGCGGAGGAGUACAGGUCCCCAGACAAGUGCUGAGGUUGAAAAACCCAGCCUGACUCCUGACUCCUUCUGCUUUUCAGGCCCAUAGCAUUUACCUGAGUGUGGCUUGGAUCAGUAAGUAGCUCUAGCAUGUGCUCCCCCCGCCUCAUGUUUUUAUCUAUUUACAAGUUAUACAUUCAAUCUAUUGCCUUCUCCCCUUACUUUCAUUCCGUACAUAAAACUCAGCAAGAAUGUCAUUCAUGGUGAUAUUAUACCAUUUUUAACAGUCAUUCUGAACUGCCACACGCCUGCCUGUUGUGGUCUGCCAAGCCCUAGUCAAUAGGCUUGUUUGGAAUAUCUUCCUAGUAUAGAGAGUUACUUCAAUAAACAUCUUUGUACCAAAUUUUCUUUUCUCACCUUCAUCCUGUCUACUUGGGAUUAUUUCCAAAACUGAAUUGCUGGGUAUAAGUUUUAUGGUUAUUGUCACAUCUUGCUUGAUGUACUCCAGAAGGCACCCCCAAAAGGCUGCACUGAUUUACAUGUCACCUGAGACAUCUGAGGGAUAGCUUGUCCCUUUCCUCUGAUAAUCAGCUGUUUACUGCUGUGUGCUUGAUUUUGUUUUUGAUAAUUAUCAUGUAAAUGUUAAUUAUCAAUAAUGCCUAUCCAUAACCAAAUAUGUGGAGGUGUUGGUGUCUUGCACUCUUACUGUAGGGGUCUGGAAGAAUGGAGUCUAGCAAAGGAUAUUGGACACUGGGGUCAGUAGGUAGAGAAUUUGUCCAGGAGCACAAACAGCCCUAGUACAUGUUGGAAGAGCCCAGAGGCCAAAUCUUUUCCUCUGUAUGGAACUCUGUGUAGGCAGUCCUGGGUAAGGCACCUUCCACACACUGUAGAGAAUGAUGCAGAGGCAAAGAAGGGAACUCAGGAGAGGGCAAAAGCUGAAUCAACAGAGGCCCCCAGCUCACUCAGGGGAAGCUGGAUACUUAAAUACUACCAAUUUCAUUUUUAGGCAAGGGAUCUUGUCCUGCCCAAUUUCAAUAUAUGUGUGAGCUGUUCUGAGGCCUAGACUUUGAAAUGGAAAUCAAAAUAUGCGAACCAGAGAGUUCUGUGCCAUUGCAGCAACAGGAAAUGUUCUGUGUCCCUCAAGGCUGGGCAUGCUUGCUUCGCCACAGAUUGAUCAUGUGUGAACAGGAGCUGUGUGGCUUCAAGUGAGGCUGAAAACAUAACUCUUGCAUUGGGAAGAGCUUUCAGGAAACAGAUGCAGAUGAGUAUCAAUGCAUCUGCACUUUGGCCAUUCAGAUAAUAAAGCCAUGGUAGCAUUUUACUGUGAUUCUGUACUUCUCUUUUAAGAUUUGACCUACUUCCUGGGGAUGGAGAGAUGG
Nannospalax galili (Upper Galilee mountains blind mole rat) is the source of this 7465-nucleotide messenger RNA. It is a transcript of the gene Il31ra, whose product is annotated as interleukin 31 receptor A. The record is from RefSeq and is a predicted model, not a curated record. Gene Ontology annotation, biological process: cytokine-mediated signaling pathway. Gene Ontology annotation, cellular component: signaling receptor complex; external side of plasma membrane. Lineage: Eukaryota; Metazoa; Chordata; Mammalia; Rodentia; Spalacidae. The coding region runs from base 106 to 2274 and encodes 722 amino acids. Gene Ontology annotation, molecular function: cytokine binding; cytokine receptor activity. The transcript is spliced from 15 exons.